Molecule: messenger RNA, 411 nt
Organism: Pelmatolapia mariae (spotted tilapia)
Lineage: Eukaryota; Metazoa; Chordata; Actinopteri; Cichliformes; Cichlidae
Product: galactose-specific lectin nattectin-like
Exons: 5
Coding region: 1-411 (136 amino acids)
Molecular function (GO): signaling receptor activity
Source: RefSeq, a predicted model, not a curated record
AUGUGUAUAGAAACUCCUUCCUGCCCUCCUGGUUGGACUUGGUUUGGAGGUCGCUGUUUCAUCUUUGACAGCAGCAUGAAGAACUGGACUGAUGCUGAGAGUUCCUGUAAGACACUCGGUGGACAUCUGGCCUCAUUCCACAGCACAGCUGAGUACACCUUCAUCAGAGAGCUCACUCACACAGAACCAGGGCCAAAUAAACGAACUUGGGUUGGAGGCAACGAUAGAGAGAAUGAAACUGUGUGGGUGUGGAGUGAUGGUUCCCAGUUUGACUUCAUAAUCUGGGCCAGUGGAGAACCAAACAACUAUGGAGUAGAAGAAGAUUGUAUGGAGAUAAAUUAUAAAGGAGGAGAUCCCAACGAUGCACCGUGUGACGACAACAAACCUUUUGUUUGUGUCAGAGAUCCAUAA